Messenger RNA from Patella vulgata (common limpet), 5719 nucleotides. Its product is annotated as AP-2 complex subunit mu. Gene Ontology annotation, biological process: clathrin-dependent endocytosis; intracellular protein transport. Lineage: Eukaryota; Metazoa; Mollusca; Gastropoda; Patellidae. Bases 106 to 1416 code for a protein of 436 amino acids. Gene Ontology annotation, cellular component: cytoplasmic vesicle; AP-2 adaptor complex. The record is from RefSeq and is a predicted model, not a curated record. Gene Ontology annotation, molecular function: clathrin-cargo adaptor activity. The transcript has 11 exons.
CGGCAUUGUGGGAUUGCCGACAUACUCAUUAGGAAACACACCCCCUCUCGUUAAUAUUGUAAAUAAUGUUGUUAAUUUAAUCCGUUGUAGUUGUUGUUCAUCAAGAUGAUUGGUGGGUUGUUUAUAUACAACCAUAAAGGCGAGGUCCUCAUAUCUCGUGUUUAUCGAGAUGAUAUUGGACGUAAUGCAGUUGAUGCUUUUAGAGUAAAUGUGAUUCACGCCCGACAACAAGUCAGGUCACCUGUAACUAAUAUUGCUAGGACAAGUUUUUUCCACGUUAAACGCUCCAACAUCUGGUUGGCAGCCGUCACAAAACAAAAUGUUAAUGCAGCAAUGGUCUUUGAAUUCCUUUUUAAAAUGGUGGAAGUUAUGCAGUCCUAUUUUGGAAAGAUCUCAGAAGACAACAUAAAGAACAACUUUGUUCUUAUUUAUGAAAUUCUCGAUGAAAUACUAGAUUUUGGUUAUCCCCAAAACACAGAUACUGGAAUAUUAAAAACAUUUAUAACUCAACAAGGUGUGAAAUCACAGUCGAAAGAAGAAACGGCUCAGAUAACAUCACAAGUAACUGGACAGAUAGGUUGGCGUCGUGAGGGUAUUAAAUACCGUCGGAAUGAAUUGUUCCUGGAUGUCUUGGAAUCUGUUAAUCUUCUCAUGUCUCCUCAAGGACAAGUAUUGAGUGCCCAUGUAGCUGGGCGUAUUGUUAUGAAGAGUUAUUUAAGUGGCAUGCCGGAAUGUAAGUUCGGCAUCAACGAUAAGCUUUUGAUGGAGAGUAAAGGAAAAAGCAGCUUGGAUGAUGCAGGAAGAGGGGGCGCUACUGGUAAAACAGCUAUUGCUAUUGAUGACUGUCAAUUCCACCAGUGUGUUAAACUUAGUAAAUUUGAAACAGAACAUAGUAUUAGUUUUAUACCACCAGAUGGUGAAUAUGAGUUAAUGAAAUAUAGAACAACCAAGGACAUUAGUCUACCAUUCCGUGUUAUACCAUUAGUCAGGGAAGUUGGUCGACAAAAGAUGGAAGUCAAGGUUGUCGUCAAGUCAAACUUCAAGCCUUCACUUCUAGCCCAGAAAGUUGAGGUGCGAAUUCCUACACCAUUGAACACAAGUGGCGUACAAGUGAUCUGUAUGAAGGGAAAAGCUAAAUAUAAAGCCAGUGAAAAUGCUAUAGUUUGGAAAAUCAAGAGAAUGGGAGGUAUGAAAGAAUGUCAACUUAGUGCUGAGAUAGAACUUUUAAAUACUAAUGAUAAGAAAAAAUGGACAAGACCACCAAUCUCAAUGAACUUUGAGGUACCAUUUGCUCCAUCUGGUUUCAAGGUUCGUUAUUUGAAGGUAUUUGAACCUAAGAUGAACUACAGCGAUCACGAUGUUAUCAAGUGGGUCAGAUAUAUCGGACGUAGUGGAUUAUAUGAAACAAGAUGCUGAGAUAACGUACAUAAUAAACAUUAACAAACAUCGUCAAAACUAAGGUCAAAAAUAAAAAUACCUGUGUUAACAGUCAUUGAACCGAUGGACCCUAUUUGUUUCAGCCAAAAUCGCCAAACCUAAACUUUCGCUAAUUCGGUCUUGACGCGAUUACCUCUAGACAAACUCCCAUCAGUGAAAUUUCGGUAGAAUUUUCGAGAACUGUACUCGGUAAUUAAGCUAGAAAUGCAUGGAAAUAGAUAAUACAAAACCCACAAAAACCCCACAAAAAAGUAAAAAGACUUUCCAACUGACCUAUCCUAUUUCAGAGUCCAAGUUAUCGUAUAAACACAGGUAUUUUUUUUGUUGGCCUUAACAAAGUCAUUAGUUAUAGUCACAAACUUAUAAUUAUAUAGAGAAUGUAAGAAAGAAUUAGACACCAGAACGACGACCCGAAACCAUCAAAAUUCCCAUUGGUCGUGCUCUAAACCAUUUUUGGGCCUGAUCCACAGUCUGUCCCUUUUUGUUUCAUCAAAAAAAACAACAUUUCAAUAGUUACUCGGUCAAUAUGAACUGCAAAAAAACUUUUGUCAGAACUUUUAAACCAUAUCCAAUUAAAAAUAGUAAAUUUGUCAGGGAUAGAGAUAUGUACAAAAUAUAUCUUUAUGGGAAGUAAAUGUCAGAAAUAAAUGUUUUUAUAUUUCACAACAACCAAUAAAAUAUGUGAAUCGUGUCAGUGGGGCAAUGCAAACACUUUUGGAUCUGCCCGAGGGUCUGUCCCAUUGUCAGUUUUAAAUUCUUUCACCGUUGAUGCAUUAUAAUGCUGGUACUGAAUUGAGAUUAUGUCUUUUCAACAAUUAACCUGAUAUAAUAUGAGUUGAGAAAUUUCAUAUUUACGUGACGCAUCAUUUUAUUCAUCAAAGGAGUAGUUUUAAUUUCGUUGCAUUAGAUUUUUGAGCCAGCAGUUUCUUCUUGGGGGUGAGGAUCUUUAAAAAAAAAGCCUAAGACUCUUCCAAUUUUAAGUAUGACCGACAUGAAACUGGACAUGCUUGUUUUUUGGACAAUUGCCCCUCGAUUGACGGACUUCAAUAUUUGUUAUGAAUGACAUCACAAUAACAAGAAACCUUCGAGGACGUAGAUUCCUGGUUUAUAUAGCACGUCUGUUGCCAUGACGAAAGACUUGGUUCCAUUUUCAUAAAGUACUCUAGUGCUUGUGUGUGUUAAUGAAAAUGGAUUACGUGCUGCCAUUAAAUUAUUAUGUAUUAAGAUAUUUCUACGUUAUAUAAUUGUAGCAGACGUCUUUUGUUGAAUUUAUAUACGAGAUGUACGUAUAAUUUACGAGUAGAAAAAUUCAUUUACUGACAUACUUAUAAAUGGUAGAAUUGAAAACAAUAAUUAUAAAUGUAUUUUGUUCAUAAACAUCACAGAUUUUGUUUUAGGAAUUGGUGCAUUCAUUAAUGAUAUAUCAUUGUCUGAAUUAUAUAUAUGUAAUGUCUGUUAAAGUUGCAAUUUCAUAUUUUUAAGUUAUGUUUUUAAAAUUUAUUAAAAUAAAGCCUUAAAAUAGAUGGUAUCUAUAAACAGUCCUACCUUGUUAAAGAGUAAUCCUAUUAAUCCUAUAAUUCACUAUUGCCAGUUGAAAAAUUGGCAAAAAUAUCAUUUUCAUCUUCAAUUUCCAACGUUUAAAGAUAACUACUCCAUGGUGGAGAAUAGAAAACAAGGGAGGUAAUUGUGUUAUUAUUUCCGAUGUAAAUGACUUUCUUAGAAAAUAUGAAAUUGUAACUUUAAUGAAUUGAAAUAUUUGAGAUUUAUUGUAGAAUAACACAUAUAGUUAUAUGUCAAUAUCAUUAUCUGAGGUGAUUAUCCAGAAAUAUGUAGGUAUAUAUAAGUCAAUAUUAUUAUCUUAGGUGAUUAUCCAGACACUUUAACCACUGGCAAUAACAGAGGGGGUGGGGGACAGUUGGCAUGGGCCUAGGAUUUUUAAGGGGGGCUUCUAACCCUGGUCAAAAGGGGGAUCUUUGGUAAAAUUAAUCGAGUCAACUUGGAUCCUUCCGUACUAAAUAUUAAACGGGCAUUAUGUAAGAGCUAAAUCUGCCUAUUGCAGGUCUUUCAUUGGGCCUUAAAUGUUAUAUAAAUUAUUAAUUGGGCAUUAAUUAACUUAUCCAGGCCAUAAUCAACUCUCGAUGCCAUUGAGUGGCUCUGAUUUUAAGUAGAUUAGAACGGUUCGGCCAUUUAAUGAUUUAAUUUAAAAAUGGAGAAGCUAGGCUAAGCGAACAACCAGUACAGUGGUUACGAUCAAUGUAUUCAUUUUGCAUUAUCUAUUUUUGAACUAUUAUAGCAUAGCGAGAACAGCCAGCUCUUUAUCUAAUUCUUACAUAAUCUAUCGUAGCGAGAACGGCAAGCUCUUUAUCUAAACCUUACAUAAUCUAUCAUAGCGAGAACGGCCAGCUCUUUAUCUAAACCUUACAUAAUCUAUCGUAGCGAGAACGGCAAGCUCUUUAUCUAAACCUUACAUAAUCUAUCGUAGCGAGAACGGCCAGCUCUUUAACUAAAUCUUACGUAAUCUAUCGUAGCGAGAACGGCAAGCUCUUUAUCUAAACCUUACAUAAUCUAUCGUAGCGAGAACGGCCAGCUCUUUAACUAAAUCUUACGUAAUCUAUCGUAGCGAGAACGGCAAGCUCUUUAUCUAAACCUUACAUAAUCUAUCGUAGCGAGAACGGACAGCUCUUUAUCUAAAUCUUACAUAAUGCCCAUUUAAUAUAUACCCAACAAUAUAACAUGUAUUAAAUUUAGUACUGAUUGCAGUUUGAAAUGAACCCCACAUUUUGCCAUCUAGCUAGGGUCUAUUACUAGCUUUGUACAGGCUUGUGUGCAAGGCUUUCAAUUAAAACUUUUGCUAGCGGGUCAGUUUCUCAUCUACAUCGGCCUGUUUAUUUGCAACAUUCCUAAUGUUCUACGACGUUAAAUUAAUUCUUAUGUUAGAAUAGUUUGAUGGUGUAAAGGUUUCUAUAUCUAGUUUAAAGAUGCAUCAUGUAAGAGAUAAAUCUACCCAUCGCAGGGCUUUCUUUAGGCCUUAGACAUUUAUUAACUUGGCAAGACCAUAAUCAACCCUUGACGUCAUCAGAUGCUAUAGAUUUUCAACAGAUUUAAGUAAGAUUGACGGUUAAUGAUUUAAUUUUAUAAUGGAUAAUCAAGACUUUGUUUAUUAUCGUAACAACGGCAGCAAUGACAAUCGUGACUACACUGUUCUGCAAUCGACGAUAACACAUAUAUUCCCUUAUCUAUUUUUGAACUGUUAUCGUGAGAACUGUCAGCUCUUUAUCUAAAUCUUACAUAAUGUAUCUUUAAAUUCACUUCAGUAUAUAUAUAGCUUAGAUUGGUGUUAAAAACUGUUUUCUUCUCAAAUGAUCUUAUAUAAUGUGACAUGGAGAAAUUCAACAUGUGGGUUGAUUGAUAGUGUGUUUGACAAAUUUAUAAUAGAAUUGAAACUGGACUUUUGUUGCCUACAUAACAUUUAUUGCUAUUAAGUUAUAUCGUAGUAUUAGAUAAGCGAAUUUGUUUAUUUUAUCUCGGGAGAUAACUAGUAAGCCUGACAUCACCCUUAUUUAAAGGCCUGAUGCGUCGUCAUUUGGAUUUUCAAUAAAUUAUCAAAUUUAUCACUACUUAAUACACGCUAAAAAAAACAAAAGUCCGAUUACCAACGCUAGAUAAUGUCCUGGCUUGGAUUCAGUCAGAUUUAAAAAUAGGUUUUUAAGUGCACUGCAUAUAUCGUUGAAUGCAUCAUAUCUUUGUAAAUACUGAACCGAUUUGAACUAUUAUAUAAUUACAGAUUCAACUUUCGUAAUAUCGUAGUUUGCAAGGGAUUCGUAUUGAACUUAAUGACGUAUCAAGCCUUUAAAUAAGCCAUAUUGUAGUAUUAGAUAUAUAUAUAUAGCCCUGUAGAUAUAAUACUGUAUAUUCUAAGCACGUAUAUUAUUAUAAAAAUGUCACACAUCACUUCACUGUUUUUGUUGGAAUAUAUCUUUAAAUAACAAAUGUGACAGCAAAAUUAGUUGCAUGUCACGAUGUUACCAUUGAUGAUAUAUGAACAACUAUGUUGAAAUAGGCUAUAAAUAUCAAAAAAAAUUAGUUUGCUGUAUUUGUCAAAUCUAAACUUUUACCUUUCAUGUUAUAUCAUUAAAAAGAUAUUUUUAGCCUAUUUUAACAUAUUUGUUCAGGUCACAAAUGCUUAGUGUUAAUUAUUAUUAUAGAGAUAAUGAAUGUUUUUUUUUUUCUUUAGCUAUUAAAUCUGUGAAGAUGUAAUAAAAUCAUAAUAUAGUAUACUGUA